Pan troglodytes (chimpanzee) is the source of this 493-nucleotide messenger RNA. Its product is annotated as large ribosomal subunit protein eL37-like. The coding region runs from base 129 to 452 and encodes 107 amino acids. NCBI's taxonomy places the organism in Eukaryota, Metazoa, Chordata, Mammalia, Primates, Hominidae. The transcript has a single exon. Gene Ontology annotation, biological process: translation. The record is from RefSeq and is a predicted model, not a curated record. Gene Ontology annotation, molecular function: RNA binding; structural constituent of ribosome. Gene Ontology annotation, cellular component: ribosome; cytosolic large ribosomal subunit.
ACAAUAAAUAUUUUGGGCUUUAUAGGCCAUAAAUCUUUGCUGCAGCUACUCAACUCUGCCACUGCAGCCGGAAAGCAGUCAAGGAAACAGGUAAACAAAUAAGCAUGGCUGUGUUCUAAUAAAACUUAAUGAAUCUCUCUGGUCUUAGCCACAGAAGCAAGGUGACGAAGGCAACAUCAUCGUUUGGAAAGCGUCGCAAUAAGACGCACACGUGCCACUGCUGUGGCUCUAAGGCCUACCACCUUCAGAAGCUGACCUGUGGCAAAUGUGGCUACCCCGCCAAGCGCAAGAGAAAGUAUAACGGCAGUGCCAAGGCUAAAAGACAAAAUACCACCGGGACUGGUCGAAUGAGGCACCUAAAAAUUGUAGACCGCAGAUUCAGGCACAGAUUCCGUGAAGGAACACCACCUAAACCCAAGAGGGCAGCUGCUGCAGCAUCCAGUUCAUCUUAAGAAUUUCAACGAUGAGUAAUGCAAUAGAUGUUCCGGUUAAA